AUGCAAUCUCUUCCCCCCGAUGUUCAACUUGAUAUCUUAAAAUGCCUUAAUUUCGAACAAAUAUUCUCUUUCAAACAAACCAAUUUUUACUUUCGAAAUUUAAUUAAUAAAUACGAGAAUGGAUUGGCAAGAAAGAAACUUUAUCAACUCUUGCUUGUGUUUGUAAACACUUACACCCAUCGAAAGUCUGAUUUAAAUAAAGUAAUAGAACCAGAAUCUGGAGUCUUUGAACUUGCUUUGAAUGAUCAGCUUAAGAACAAAUGGAAAACAGCGAUAGCUAAAUCAAUUCCGCUGUUUUUACAUGAUUAUGAAGCUGGAAAAUACAACUUUAUGGUUGCUAUUUACAAAAAAGGUUGUACUCAACAGAGGAGACUCAUAUUAUCCCCUAGACUGAGAUAUAAAUCCCAGUUUCGAAAUAUCUCGAUUUUGGAACUGUUCUCUUGUUUUGAAGUUAAUUAA
Meloidogyne enterolobii is the source of this 459-nucleotide messenger RNA. The record is from the annotation of a GenBank genome assembly. Lineage: Eukaryota; Metazoa; Nematoda; Chromadorea; Rhabditida; Meloidogynidae.